AUUCCAGUUGUCACCAUAUAUGGAGCGGCAUUUCUCAUCGGAUUAAUAGGAAAUACUUUAGUAAUUUUUGCCAUGUUAGGUGACAGAAAAUCAAGAAGUGUAACGGCAUCUUUUAUGGUCAGUUUGGCCAUAGCAGAUCUGCUUUACCUAAUGGUAUGUGUACCAUUUGAAACUUCCAGAUAUUUUAUAGGACAUUGGGAAAUUGGACCGUUUUUAUGUAAAUUAUCGGGAUAUGUAGAAAUGUUAUCAGCCUUGGCGUCAGUUUUAAAUUUAACGGCGGUAUCAAUAGAAAGAUAUACAGUUAUAGUUCAUCCAAUAUUGUCAAGAGCCUGGUGUACAUUGGGUAAUACCAAAAAGAUUCUUCCUGGAGUUUGGUUGAUUGCUCUGUUAUUAUCCUCGCCAACAUUCCAUGUUAUGGUAGAGAGGAAUGUAUUCUAUAAAAAUGAAACUUCUGUGAUUAUGAUAUAUUGUGCAGAUAUUGGUAUUGAAAAACCAGAUAGACUUGUCUUUGCUAUAUAUCAGUUUUUAGUGAUGUUUGUUGCUCCUACAAUUAUUUUAUUCUUCUGUUAUGUAUUUGUUAUUCAUUCAUUAUGGAUAAUUCCUGAAAACCCGUCCAUUUCUAGACAUUUCCAUAUUAGAUCAAGACGCAGUUUAGUUAAUAAAGCCACCCGUGAACAUAGUGUAGAAGUUCUCAGGGCUCGAAAACAGGUGUUAAAUUUAAAAACCACGUACCCUUGGCGGUGCGGUCAAAACUUCAUAAAACAGGUUAUUAAAAUGUUAAUAACUAUUAUAAUAGUGUUUCUGGCUUGCUGGGGACCAAAGUUAAUGUUCCGUGUUUUACAGAGAAUGAACGUCAAUAUAUUUCAUCAGUCAAUUGUUUUAGAAUGUUUACCAUAUAUUCAAUCGUGCCUCAAUCCUAUUAUUUAUGGUUUCAUGUCAAGAAACUUUAGAAAAAGUAUGCAG
Lottia gigantea (owl limpet) is the source of this 963-nucleotide messenger RNA. RefSeq lists its product as hypothetical. Gene Ontology annotation, biological process: neuropeptide signaling pathway. The transcript has 7 exons. Gene Ontology annotation, cellular component: membrane. The record is from RefSeq and is a predicted model, not a curated record. Gene Ontology annotation, molecular function: G protein-coupled peptide receptor activity. The annotation marks the transcript as partial. Lineage: Eukaryota; Metazoa; Mollusca; Gastropoda; Lottiidae.